AUGGCCUUAAACGACGACAAGAAGCCUGCCGUGACUGGGCAAUCAGAGCCCCUUGACUAUUACCCACCAGAAGAGAUGGACGAAGACGAAGAGCUCUUUUGCCAGUACAUGGACUGCAUCCCCGACAACAGCCUGGGCAUCUGGUACCCACGAACCAGCGACGCCUUUCUCCAGUGGGUGAACGAUCACCGGCGCGGAGGGUGGCACAGGCCAGCCACGCGCGCCGAGGCCCAGGGGUUCGCCGCCGCCGAGCAGGAUCGGCACCGGCACAACAUCCCCGCCGACACGCGGAGCUUCAAGGUGAGACUGGAGCUCAGCAAGAGGGCUGGGCAGCAAUGUUGUCAACAGCAGUGUUGCCUGCACAAGCCGGGCCAGCCGAGUAAGCUUAGGCAAGAGAUAGUGCCUGACGAGGCUGAGGUUGAGAGCGGCGGCCAGAGUGAUGAUGGAGGUGCGUUGGCCUCGGUGGCUGCUGAGGCGGCGUUGGAGAAUGCGUCCGGUGGACUGAAAAAAGAGUGA
Pyricularia grisea is the source of this 516-nucleotide messenger RNA. RefSeq lists its product as uncharacterized. The transcript has a single exon. Bases 1 to 516 code for a protein of 171 amino acids. The record is from RefSeq and is a predicted model, not a curated record. NCBI's taxonomy places the organism in Eukaryota, Fungi, Ascomycota, Sordariomycetes, Magnaporthales, Pyriculariaceae.